AUCUGUUUUCUCCUGUUUGCUGUUCUCUACAUAGUUUCCUACUUCAUAAUCACAAGAUACAAAAGGAAAGCAGAUGAGCAAGAGGAUGAAGAUGCCAUUGUUAACAGAAUAUCGCUGUUCUUGAGCACCUUCACUCUAGCAGUUUCAGCUGGUGCAGUCCUGCUUCUACCUUUCUCAAUAAUCAGCAAUGAGAUCCUGCUUUCUUUUCCACAAAACUACUAUAUUCAGUGGUUAAAUGGCUCACUAAUUCAUGGUUUAUGGAAUCUUGCUUCUCUUUUUUCGAAUUUAUGUUUGUUUGUGUUGAUGCCCUUUGCCUUUUUCUUCCUAGAAUCGGAAGGAUUUGCUGGCUUAAAAAAGGGCAUCAGAGCGCGCAUUUUGGAAACCCUUGUAAUGCUUAUUCUUCUUGCACUGCUUAUCCUUGGAAUCGUAUGGGUGGCUUCAGCACUCAUAGACAAUGAUGCUGCCAGUAUGGAGUCUUUGUAUGACCUCUGGGAAUUCUACCUCCCAUAUUUAUAUUCCUGUAUAUCAUUGAUGGGAUGCUUGUUACUUCUGUUAUGCACGCCAGUGGGACUUUCACGGAUGUUUACAGUAAUGGGUCAGUUGCUGGUAAAGCCAACAAUCCUUGAAGACCUAGAUGAGCAGAUGUAUAUCAUCACGUUAGAGGAAGAAGCAAUUCAGAGGAGGCUUAAUGGUCUGUCUUCCACGGUGGAAUACCAGAUAGUGGAGUUGGAACGGGAGCUUGAAAAAGUGAAAAGCAAGAAAACAAAUCUAGAACGGCGGAAAAAAGCUUCUGCUUGGGAAAGGAAUUUAGUCUAUCCAGCAGUUAUGAUAUUGCUGCUGAUUGAGACGUCCAUCUCAGUCCUCUUAGUUGCUCUCAACAUUCUUUACCUGUUGGUUGAUGAGACUGCAAUGCCAAAGGGAUCAGGGGGGCCUGGAAUAGGAAAUGCCUCCCUAUCCACCUUUGGUUUUGUGGGAGCAGCACUUGAAAUCAUUUUGAUUUUCUAUCUUAUGGUGUCCUCUGUCGUCGGCUUCUACAGUCUUCGCUUUUUUGAAAAUUUCACUCCCAGGAAGGAUGACACAACCAUGACAAAGAUCAUUGGAAACUGUGUCUCAAUCUUGGUGCUGAGCUCUGCUUUGCCAGUGAUGUCAAGGACACUGGGAAUCACCAGAUUUGAUCUGCUUGGAGACUUUGGAAGGUUUAACUGGCUGGGAAACUUCUAUAUUGUGCUGUCUUACAACUUGCUCUUUGCUAUCAUGACGACAUUGUGUCUGGUCAGAAAGUUCACUUCCGCUGUGCGCGAAGAGCUCCUGAAGGCGAUAGGAUUAGAUAAACUUCAUCUGUCAAACAAUCCAAGAGACUCUGAGACAAAGCCGUCUGCAAACGGGCAUCAGAAAACACUGUGAUUUACAAUCAC
This is a messenger RNA of Leptosomus discolor (cuckoo roller), 1415 nucleotides long. The record is from RefSeq and is a predicted model, not a curated record. NCBI's taxonomy places the organism in Eukaryota, Metazoa, Chordata, Aves, Leptosomiformes, Leptosomidae.